GUUUUGUGGAGUUCUACAGCAACCAAGAAGCCGAUGCAGCGCGACAAGCGCUUAAUGGUCAGAUCGUUAACCCAUCGGAUCCCUCUAACCAUUGGAGGCUGGGCUGGGCACAGAGGAAAGACAAUGAAGGCCCAAGGUCAAAUAUGGGAGGUGGCGGUAUGGAAGGAGUCGGUGGUCACGGCGAUAGACACGACGAAUAUUCUAUUUUUGUCGGUGAGCUCACCGAUGAAGUGACGGACGGAACAUUGCUGGCUUACUUCAGAAUGUCAUAUCCGAACUGCAAAACGGCGAAAGUGGUCACCGGAAACGACGGUCGGAGUAAAGGCUACGGCUUCGUACGAUUCUACGACAAAGCCGAGCAAUUAGACGCUAUCACACGCAUGCAUGGUGCCGUAGGAUGCGGAGGUAAAAUACUACGAGUGAGAGAAGCCACCCCCAAGAAUCCCCGCAGAGACGGAGGCGGCGGCAUGGGAGGCCAUUCGCAAUGGGGGGGUGGCAAUCAAUGGGGUGGACAACAACAGCAGUGGGGUGGGCAACAGUGGGGGCAACAGGAUCCAUACAAUCAGUGGAAUCAGCAGCAGGCGUAUGGGUGGGGUGACUACCAACAAGGUCAGGCAGGACAAGUACAGGACCAAACGGGAAUGCAGGCUGGCAGUGGGGUAGCUGUGAUCACACCGGCAGAACUCACGCCAGCGAUGGAAGAAACGCUAGAUUUCACUGGAAAAUACAACGUUAAGGAAGCAAACGAGAUAUACCUCAAGAAAGAGACGAAAUUACUCAUGAGUAAUCUCGAUGCCUGGGAAUUGCCUGUGGGUCAAAGGCAGGCUGCUAUGUAAUACGGAGAGGCAUAUUACUCAGUGGACACGAGCCAAAAAUAAACACUUUAAAUUCCA
Sphaeroforma arctica JP610 is the source of this 893-nucleotide messenger RNA. RefSeq lists its product as hypothetical. The record is from RefSeq and is a predicted model, not a curated record. Bases 144 to 836 code for a protein of 230 amino acids. The transcript has 5 exons. Gene Ontology annotation, cellular component: cytosol. Lineage: Eukaryota; Ichthyosporea; Ichthyophonida. Gene Ontology annotation, molecular function: mRNA binding. Gene Ontology annotation, biological process: mRNA splice site recognition.